UGGUGCAAGAGGGGUGCGUAAUACUUUGGAGACAGGGUACUGAUUGAUUUUGUUUUUUUUUUGUGGUUUCAUUUUUUUUUUGGAAUGUAAUAUGGAUGCAGAAGUGCUAGGGUGGUUCAUAGUUGAUGAAAGGGCGGUUGUUGGUGAUGAGAAAAUGGAUAUUACUGCAAAUGCGAUUGUGGUUAAAGGGGACUUGAUCAAAAACAUGGCGCCAGCGGGUGGACCACAGAUGUGGAGAAUACAAGAAAUGGUCAUAUGGCUGCUGACUGCAGAAGGAUUAUAGGGAAAGCUCAGUGAAAAGAGUGCAUGAUGAACUUGUAGAGUCGUAGGAGAGAAAAGAAAUAAGUCCGACCAGAUAGUGUACCAAAUAGCA
Messenger RNA from Zychaea mexicana, 373 nucleotides. RefSeq lists its product as uncharacterized. The transcript has a single exon. The record is from RefSeq and is a predicted model, not a curated record. Lineage: Eukaryota; Fungi; Mucoromycota; Mucoromycetes; Mucorales; Lichtheimiaceae. Bases 92 to 283 code for a protein of 63 amino acids.